UCGGCUGCGCGCCAUGGCCCGGGGCCUGCGCGGCUCCCCGCGUCGCGGCCUCUGGCUGCUCCUGGCGCAUCUCCUCUCGCUGGUCACCGCCUGCCGGGACGCUGACCUCGGCACCCUCCUCCGGGAGCUCUGCCUCGCCCAGUUCAAGGCGGACAUGGAGGCUGUCGGGGAGACACUGUGGUGCGACUGGGGCAAGACCAUCGGGAGCUACGGAGAGCUCACUAACUGCACCUGCCUGGUGGCGGGAAAGCUGGGCUGCUUCUGGCCCAACACGGAAGUGGACAAGUUCUUCAUCUCUGUCCACCAGCGCUACUUCAGAAGCUGCCCUGUCUCCGGCAGGGCCGUGCGGGACCCGCCCCACAGCGUCCUCUGCCCCUUCAUCGUGGUCCCCAUCCUGGUGACCCUGCUGGUGACGGCGCUGGUGGUCUGGAAGAGCAAGCGCACGGAGGGCAUCGUGUAGGCGGUGGCCCGGGGCUGCCCCCAGAUGCACUAUGGCUGCAGGGCAAGACGGGGAGGGUGGGGCAGGGGGAGCAUGGGCCGGGCCCUGAGUCCCCUCUUCUAGCUGGCCGGAUGUCCUGGCAGUCGUGGCUCAGGCAUCCGCCUUGCAGCACCCCAGCUGGUUUACCUCUGGGAAGGGCCCGCAGCCCCGCGCCCCCCAGCCUGCCAGACUGCUCACCCCACAGACGCGUCUGUGGACGAGUAGUGUGCGAUUAAAAGGAUGUUCGUGAA
This is a messenger RNA of Lemur catta (Ring-tailed lemur), 729 nucleotides long. RefSeq names its product receptor activity modifying protein 1 (gene RAMP1). Gene Ontology annotation, cellular component: membrane; signaling receptor complex; cell surface. Gene Ontology annotation, biological process: protein localization to plasma membrane; cellular response to hormone stimulus; intracellular protein transport. NCBI's taxonomy places the organism in Eukaryota, Metazoa, Chordata, Mammalia, Primates, Lemuridae. The transcript has 3 exons. The record is from RefSeq and is a predicted model, not a curated record. Gene Ontology annotation, molecular function: coreceptor activity. The coding region runs from base 14 to 460 and encodes 148 amino acids.